GGAACUGGGCGGUAUUUCCGGCGCUCCGCGGGCGGCCAUGUUGGAGCGGAGAGCGCGGCGCAGCGGCGGGUGCGGGUCUGGCGGCGGCCGGUGCCUAAGGUUGUUAUUCCAGUAAUUUUGAAGCACCCAAUUGCCUAAUGCCAUGAAUAUUGCAGUGAAUAAUGUGGAAGAAAAAGCUGUCCAUUCCUGGUCGAGAAUUUACUCUGCAGGACAGAAAGUGCUGGAGGAAGCCCUCCGAGUCUUCAACCCCAUGUCCAAGGACCUUUCAGACACAGAAACCCAGCUGGUGGCCUUCAUUCAGGGCCUCAAGGAAGAGGGCUUCCAGCCCACAAUUCUGAGGAGCAAGGAUGUGUAUGGGUACAGCUCGUGCACAGCAGACACACCUAGCCAAGCAAAAGGGAGCACACCGCACAGCUGCGCUGCUGCCACCACCUCCACCCCCCCUAAGACUCCAGCUAGAAGCACUGUAGCCAUGGCAAGAGCGUCUGCUUCCCCCACCAGCAUUUCUGUGAACUCUUCUAAAGUUUCCUCUCCACCAGUCUCUAAAGGUGAUUCCACAAAUUUGCUGCUGAACUCCUUUAAGCAGACCAGGUCAGGCAAGUCCAAGGCCUCAGUUGUGGGCUUUCCUGCAAGCAUGUAUCCUGAUGUGUAUCCGGCAGUGAGGCUGUCUGUGGUUCUGGAAGCUCUGGUGCCACUGAAAACGCCCACAUCCUGUUUGGAUUCCAAGUACAGACGUGGGCCUCUUGGGGUCUCAUCCUCGGACCUUAAACUGCUUAAGGUUUCAAGCCAGACAAGGCAGUUUUCUUCAGGCAAGACCACUAAAAUAAGAGAAGGCAAGCGAUGUAAGCGUGUGGGAAAGAAAGCACCGCAUUCUGCCACCCUCGCUUUAAAUCUUCUGAAGGGACUAAAGGCUGGAGUGCUGCAGGAGAGCAAUGCUUGCAAAGCCUCAGGAGUCCUGAACGGAAGAAUCGCAGGCAGCUCCUCCCAAGGCUGCACCACAGCAGCACAGUCCAAGGCCUUGAAAAUCAAAGCUAAGGAAGCUCCGGUGGGGAAAAUGGAGUGGAAGGAUAGCAGCACUUACCAGGAGACUGUUGGGAAGAAGAGGAAAAGAGUUGCAGAGGUGAGAGAUGCACCACAGAGAAAAAAAUCAAAAUCCAUUCCGGUCCAAAAUAAGUCUCGACGAGCUCGGAGCACUUUGAACCUGCUGAAAUUUUGGGCCAUCAAGGUGGGCAACUCUUCUUCCGAUGAUGAAGUGAGAAGAAGAGCACAGAAGAUUCUUAGAGUCAAUCUGUCCCCUGUGAUCCGAAUUCAGCCCUUGUCUCACUCUCACAGCGUCCCCUGAGUUUCUUCACUUGGUCACUUUUUUGUAAGUAAAUAUGAUCCCGGCACCGGAGCGUGGUGAAGUUUAAGAGCAACUUUGGAUUUCUGGUGUCUGGUGACUAUACAUGGACUAACCUGCAGACGGAGCAGCUUGCUCUUGUGCUGCUUCUGGCUGUCCACCACCACCACCACUAUGCAGAACUGGCUGCACAAGUACAAAACCGUGUUUAGGAAUAUGGGAUGGUGCCUUUGGCCCACCGUGAGCCGAGCAGGUCGGAGCGCCCGCUUUCUCCGGUCUCUCUUCUAAAUGUGGCAGGCUGUGCUCUCACUGCAGGGUCAGAACACAUGACUUUCUCAUGACAUGAUGCACUGUGAUAUUGCUCUUUUUUCAAGCUGUACAUUUACUGGUUUUAUUUUGAUCAAAUUUUAUAACUUUAUUAUCUAUAUAUCCAUAUAUGUGCAUAUAGCCCAGGAACUGUGGGGAGAUGCACUUCCUCCAUCCCUCUGGGAUUGGGUUCGAUAGCUUUUGUUCCCCCUUCCCAUCAGCCAGUCUUUUGUUGGAGGUGCUAGGAUUUCGUUGUGUUUCAGUGUUGUGACAGUCUGUUCUGGGUGCUCUUGGAACAGCUCAGAAGCAGGCAGAGUUAUAACCACUUGAAAAUGCCAAGCAAUCUGGAGAAUUACCGGCUGAUAGUUGGUACUAUCAUACUUCUUUAUCAUCGAGAUCAUACUUUUGGUAUUACCUCUGCCUGAAAGUGGGGGAGUGCUGCUGGGCUGUUGCUUGCAAUUUUGAUGGAUGUUUCCGGGUGCUUCCUCUAUUCGUUGUAGCAGAAGCUGUGAGCUCAUCUAGGGGGUUUGCCUCCAAAGAGCAAUUCUACUGGAGCCCAGUGUUGUUCCGCCCUCUCGUACCUCUGUUGCAAAGGUAGAAAAUGAGCUAUGACUGUUACAGCCUUAAGGCUGGAGUUGCUCAUCAGAGUUGCUUAAAGUGCCCUGCCCAUGAUGUAGCUGCUGUUGCUGAACACGUCAGGAGCAGGUUCUAGGUGUUGGUAGAGAAGAUGCCCGCUGUGUCUGAAUGUAUUAGAUAAAGCCACCUGUCCCGGAGUUCAGUGGCAUCUGUGAGCCUUAAUCACGGCAGAAGAGAUGAAUUACUGAAAGGUAUAUACCAGCACUUAAGUGUGGAAAGUUUGUGGGGAUGUCUGUCAGUUUGUGGGGAUGAAGCAGUAGGAGGGGAGAGUCACUGCAUAAUGAUGGAUAGCAGCUUUGCCGACCUCUGGGAUGUUGGGAGAAGGUGUGUGGCAAGUGUGACAGCUCAGCAAAGGCUCUGCUGGUCCCCAGGAGCACCACAUGCCACUGCCAGUGGGCUGUGCUGCUGCCUGUGCUGGGGCAAGCUCGGGUCGAAGCUCAGUGAGCAGCACACAGCACUUAUAGGGAUGGCACAUGGGGCCGGUGAUGGGAUUUCAGUGGGGGUAUGGCAGUCUGGCAGCUUGGGGAAAGGGAGUAGUGCUUGGCUCUUUGCAAGCCUGGCUGUGUGCUGUGCUCCGUUCAGGCCUCUGCAGCAGUGGGCUGGUAAUCCACUCAUUCUCUCACCAGUUCAAAAUACUGAUUGUCUGACCUAGUUAUCUCUGGGGACGUUGGUUGAAGGGAUCAGCUCCCCAGAGAAGCCACAGCUUCUUACGUGUCAGCUCUUCUCUAGCACCUGUCUGCAUUGGAGUGCUUAAUAAAAGGGGUUGGUGUCUGAUCCCCAGCUCAGAGAGCAAAACUGAGGCGGGGAGAGGAGAAAGAUGUUUCACUAGAGAGUGAGAGGGCAGAGGAGCUGGUGUCCUGGGGCACAGCUGGGCUCAGCCUGCUCUCACCCUCAGGAGAUGAUGGCUGGCCCUGCAUCACACGCUCUGCUUCUGGGCAGUUUGACUGCACGGCUGACCUGCUGUCAGAGAUUAUAACUUGCAGUGUUCAAGGCUGACCUGUAAAUGCCGCUGGUUGGCUGCAGAGCAGGAGGAGUGUUUUCUUCUCCUGUGUUUUAAAAUGCCCUGGCAGAGAAUUCCCUUUCCUGACAUGAUUCUGGAUGAACAGGAACCCUCCGUCACUGCUAACUGGCCAAAAAUUACUUUGUCCCUUUUGUUCCCACCCCUUCAGACCUUUCUCAUUCCCACGCUCUCAAAUGCCAGGUCUCAAAGUCCUGUGCUGGAGUUUCUCUUCUUGGCGGUGUCCCAGGGAGGGCUCUGUGGUAUCGCUGCUCUCGUGGCUCCUCCGUUCCCAGCCCCAUAUAAGGGCACCAAGAGCUGUCCUGGAGCUUCUUUGUGCAGCACGAGACCUCCCAGCAGAGCGCCUGGGUUCCAGUGGGAAAAGCAGAUGCUCAUCCACAGGGCUGAAUUUAGGGCGACAUUGCUUUUCCUCCAGUGUGAGCAGGAAGCCGAGCACCUGAAGCCAGCUGUCUGAUGCAUCCCUCACCUUCCUUGUGUUUCUUCCUCUGCUGCACUGCUCUCUGCUUCCUCACUCUUCUGUCACCUCUUAUUUCAUGCUUUGAACCUGCCAGCUGGGGACUUGCCUUGUGCUGCGUUGCACAUCGUGCAGAGCACUCUGCCUCAGCCCCACCUUUCCAGGCACUGAGCUGGGUAGAGACAUUAUCUUGCCCAGCAUCCUUCCCCAGCCACCAGUGCGAGCCCUGCUCUGCUAGAAAUGCUCUGUGCUAGGGCUGCAUCACAGGAUCCUGUGAGGAAAGUGAGCACCCCGUAACGCUGUGCUGAGGGACCUGCAGGUGGUCAGUCCUGCCUCUGUCAGCGUUUCUGUGGCACGGAGCACCAGGCCUUGAGCUUGCAGGGCUGUGCUGGAGCUCUCAGGCUUGCUUUGCGUUUGCUGAAUUCACAUCGUUUAACACCGGGUCUCUGCCAUCCUGAUGUCUCCUCUUCCCCAUCGCAGAUUAGUUUGGAACUUGGCUGGAAGAAUGGCAGCUCAUUAUUCAUGGCGGGGCUUUGUGGCCUCUGGUGCCAAUGUCAGCCAGUGCGGCCUGGCAGUUACAUCCCAGCAGAUGCGGUGUGUUGGCCAUGGGCUCCCCACAGCCCGUCUGUGCUUGGCUCUGCCUUCCUUUGUCUCAUGCUGUACACACAGCUGCAUGGUGAUCUGGGAAGGUUGGGGGGCUAUCAAACCCCUUGGCCCUACCAGAGCUCUCCUGGAGUCACUUCCACCCUGGUUGUUCAGUGGCAGUGCUUGGAUCAUAUGCCUUCCAGGGACUUGCAGCAAUGCUGGCUGCAAAGCACGUGGAAAAUACACUGCCUGCAGUGCCCUGGUCUCUCCUGAGCGUGCUGUGUGCGGGUUGCUCAGACCUGCUUCUGUAUCAGUCACUUUGAAUUCAUCCAAGUGCCUAACCUGGCCUGUGCUGUUCCUGGGCCCCGUGACAGCCAAGAGCUGUGGAGACUCUCUAAGGAGUGCUUUUGCUUCAUGGGUUUCUGCUACUGUCACUUCUGGUAACGAUUCAGGCAGCGGUCAAAGGGCUGUUCUUCAGACUGAGUUUGUGGAAAUCAUUUUUCUUUUAUUCAGCUGCCAAGAAACAAGAGUUUAUGCUUCGCUUCCACCAGACAAGGUCUGUGAGCUUCCUGCAUGCUUCAGAUGUCUGUCAGUGAGGUCCUUGGGGAGAGCAGCUUGUACAGCGGGGAGCAGACAUCAGACACCAGGCUGAAAUCACAGUGUUAAUUGGUAGAAAUGUUUUAAGGCUCAUAUGCGCUGUGAUCAGAUUUCACCUUCUGCUGCUGCUGCUUUCAACUGGAGAAGUUUCUCCUUGGCCUCUUCCCUGCAAGCCAUGUUGUGUGCCACUGCUGAUUCCAAACCAUUUGCUUUCCCCCCGAGUGUCAGCUGCAGUCGUGUCCUUCUACAGAAUGUUGUAAGCACUUUUCUGUGAGAUAAGGGAUUAUUGUUAUUACAGUACUCCUGUUUUGUAGCCCACCGGUGGUGGUUUAGCAUGGAGAGCUGUGCUGGGGAGUCCUUAGAGCUGCAGUAGAUUGGUUGGGGAUGGCCCUUUGCCUUGUCAGCUGUGCUGGGUGGGGCCAUCUGAGGACAGAGCUCCUGGGCUGCGUGUGAGGCAGUGCUGAUGGCUGUCAGCCAUGGCUGAGCAUCUGUGGAUGUGACGUUCCUGCACUGUGCUGCCUGAAAAGCAGUAGCGCUGAGGUUGGACCCCUCAACUUGCUUAGGAAGGCAGAGGAUCUCUGAGGCAGAAGCAGAAGCUGGGAUGUGGGGAAAACAGAGAUGCCAGCAGUGCCUGGCCAGCCAGCUUCUGCUGCCAGAAGAGAUCUUCAGGGCAAGGGAGCCACGCGUGCAGUGUCCCCACAGCAGAGCUUCCACUUCCCAGCCAGCAGCACGAUGCUGGGCACAGGAGCCGUGGUUCUGCAGGACACUGUGGGGGUGAAGCCAGCACUCCUCCUUGUCCUCCAUGAGCUGCUGAGCUGUGGGGCCACAAGGAAGGCACAGCUGCUCCCCGAGCUCCCCUGGCUCCUGUUGCCUGCUGCCCUCUGGAAGAACUGGCAGGGAGAGUGAGCAUCUGAAAUGACUUCCCCCGUGGGGAUGAUUAGGCCUUGCCCCUGGGGAGUCCCUUAAAGGCCUUAUUAUCCUCUGGGACUCUCUCCUUGUCUUAAUUAGCCCUUCUGGUUCCUGUUGCUACAGGCAGCCCCUGUGAGAGUCUGGUGAUUCCCACAGACAGUGAGGCACAUAGUGCUGCUGUAAAGGAGUGGGUGCUGCAGAGCUACCACCGAAACCUCCUGUCAUCCCCAGGGCACAGCCUGCAAAGCAGGGCAUUGGGAGUGUGUCCCCAUCCCCCAUCAAGGCCUGGGACGGGAUGAAGCCAACGCUGGCAUCUGUGCUGGGGUAGAUGUGGUGUGUAAUGGUGUUCCCUCCUUGUGGUUCCCAGUGCAGCAUUGCUGGGAAACAUUACUCCUGGAGCAGGGCACGGCAGGGAUGCGGGGGUCUGUCUCAGUGCUGCCUGGCCGCAGGAGCUCCUCCAGCCAUCACCUCUGGGAGAUCCACCUCCACAGCACAGCACGACCACCCCGCCCUGGCCAGGACUGGUGCCACCAGCUCUGCCACCAACAGUCCCCAACAUUUGGGAACCCCAAGUGACACUGGGAGCAGCAGUGUGCCGUGCCCAGGCUGCUGGUGCCGCUGCCUCAUCCCCACGGCUGGGCACACAACAAACUUUUGUAUGGUGAAUCCACAACAAGCGACCAUCUUGUUCUCGAGUGAACUUUAUACUGUUUCAUUUGUUUGUGUACAAUGUUUCUGAAGGUAUAUUUAAUGUUUAAUAUGAGGCUGGGCCGCUCCACACUCAGUGUUGUAUAUUUUGGAGUGGCGUUGUAUAGUGAAAAGACAGCGUUAGUAUUAUUCCACUCUUAGGAGGGAACAGGACAAAAAACAGACUGUCUUUUUUUCUUAAAUGAAAUGAACUUUUGUUAUGAAGUCCUAGCAGGUGUCCAGCCCUUCAGUAAAUGGUGCUCAGAACCACUCAGCGUGUCCGGCUCUUCUUUGGUCCCUGCCAGACUGUGCUGCAGCUCCGAGCCCAUGGGGAGGGUGACCAUGCAGGGUGACUGUGCUGUGCCUGGCAGCGUGCCACCGCUGCUCUGUUCCACUCAGGCACACCCGUGCACCCUAGUGAGCUCUGGGGUCACCCAACUGCAAGGAAGGAAUGCCUGGCUCGGGUUGGGAGAUGCUCCGGACGAGUAGCACUGGUUCCACGCUGGUAUAAACUGGCACAAAUCUGCAUUCCAGCAAUGCCAUUGUUUGCUGCUGUGUGAUCCGGCUCCGUUUGUCCCGCCGGGCCAUCGGUGCGCUGACCCGGCACUAACGGUGGUGGGACUGCGGCCCCAGCCGAGCGCCUGCCCCUCCCGGUGCACCAGGAACGGCUGGGAACUGCCCCGAGAGCGGUGAGCUGCAGCACCCUGGCCAGAGAUCCUGUUACAGCCACCUUUAUCAGGCCACCGGCGAUCUCCCCAAAGCAAAUACGAUGUGCUUGGCAAGAUCCCGUCGGUACAGACAUGCUGGCCUGUGCUAAUGGCUCUUUAUCAGCUCAUCUCCUCCCAGCUCUCCCAUUACCUCACCAGAGCCAAGGUCGGUGCCCGGUCACUGCCGUGAGAGCCUCGCUGAGCACGGCCCUUCCCUUCCUCCGGGCUUCCCCUGCACAGUGCCUGGCAACGGGGCUGCACAUCCACCCUGCCCUGAGCCCCGGCAUCCCUCGCCCAGCCAAGGUGUAGGGGAUGAGCUGCACCGGGACGCGCUGAGUGCUGCUGGGCCCUGGGGGCUGCGUUACCUUCCUGCCUCCCUGCUCAGCGGCGUGCAGCCAGAGCACGGCCUUGGUGCAAGCACGCGGGUCCUCUUCCUUCCUUCAGCCUUGACUAAUAAAAGGCGCUGUGUGACAGCGAGGACUUUGUUGGGCUCCAGCAGUCUCGGGGAUCCCAGGCAGCGCCGGCGGGCAUGGGGCAGGGCUCGUGGCUGCUCAUGGAUGUCCUGGUGCUCGCUCUCCUCCUGGCGGGGGUGCCAGCAGCAGGGGGCUGGGAAGAGCCGGAUCCAUCCCAGGGCUGUGCCCGUGGCAGCUGCUACCCGGCCACCGGCAACCUGCUGGUGGGAAGAGCCCGGCAGCUCAGCGCCUCGUCCACCUGUGGGCUGCAGGGGCCCCAGGAGUACUGCAUCGUCAGCCACCUCCAGGACUCUGAGAAAUGCUUCACCUGCGACUCACGAAACCCGGCCCUGCGCGAGAGCCACCGCAUCGAGAACGUCAUCUACCUGCACGGCCCCCACAGCGAGAGGAGCUGGUGGCAGUCGGAGAACGGCGUGGAGCGCGUCAGCAUCCAGCUGGACCUGGAGGGCGAGUUCCACUUCACCCACCUCAUCAUGAAGUUCAAAACCUUCCGCCCCGCAGCCAUGCUGGUGGAGCGCUCGGCCGACUUUGGCCGCAGCUGGAAGGUGUACCGCUACUUCGCCUACAACUGCUCCAAGCUGUUCCCCGGCAUCCCCACGCAUCCCUCAGGGCACAUCGGCGAGGUGCUGUGUGAGCAGCGCUACUCUGAGAUCGAGCCCUCCAGCCACGGCGAGGUCAUCUUCAAGGUGCUGGACCCCUCUAUCCCUGUGGUGGACCCAUACAGCCCCGACAUCCAGGAGCUGCUGCGCGUCACCAACCUGCGGGUGAACCUCACCAAGCUGCACACGCUGGGGGACAACCUGCUGGACUCACGGCGGGAGGUGCUGCACAAAUAUUACUAUGCUGUGGACGAGCUGGUGAUGCGUGGGAGCUGCUUCUGCCAUGGCCACGCCGCCGAGUGCGCCCCUGCACCUGGAGCUCCACCAUCUGUCCCUGGCAUGAUCCACGGGCGCUGUGUCUGCAAGCACCACACGCAGGGGCUGAACUGUGAGCGCUGCGAGGACUUCUACCACGAGCUGCCCUGGCGCCCGGCUGAGGGCUCCAGCACCAACGCCUGCCGCCGGUGCGACUGCAACGAGCACUCACGGCGCUGCCACUUCGACAUGGCCGUGUUCCUGGCCACCGGGAAUACCAGCGGGGCCGUGUGCGACGGCUGCCAGCACAACACCAUGGGGCGCCGCUGCCACCUCUGCAAGCCCUUCUACUACCGGCACCCGCGCUCUGAUAUCCGCGCUCCCACCGCCUGCGUCCCGUGUGACUGCGACCCGGCGGGAUCGCUGGAUGGCGGCGCCUGCGACGCACACACGGACGUGGCGCUGGGCAUGAUCGCGGGGCAGUGCCGCUGCAAGGAGAACGUGGCCGGGCCACGCUGCGACCGCUGCCAGCACGGAGCCUACGGCCUCAGCCAGGGAGACCCACAGGGCUGCCAGCCGUGCCGGUGUGACCCACGGGGCACGGUGGCGGGCAGCUCCCCCUGUGAUCCCAUCAGCGGGGACUGCUACUGCAAGCGCUUCGUGGCCGGGCGCUCCUGCAGCCAGUGCGUGCCUGAGUUCUGGGGCCUGAGCUAUGAUGUAGGGGGCUGCCGGCCAUGCUCCUGUGACUUCGGGGGAGCCUACAGCAACCGGUGCUCCAUGGAGGACGGGGCCUGUCCCUGCCGCCCCCACCUCAUGGGCCGGCAGUGCGACCAGGUGCAGCCCGGCUUCUUCUGCGCACCCCUUGACCACUACACCUACGAGGCUGAGCAAGCCACGGGCCACGGGCCCAGCCACCCCCACCUCCCAGGCGCUGUGCGGGCAGAGGUGCCCCAGGACUGCCCCCAGCACCGCAAUGGGAAUGCAGCGGGGCAGAAGGCACGUGCUCGGCCCCAGCGCAGCCCUCCCCGCGCCCCCCAGCCCCGCACAGCCCCACGCCACAGCCAGCAGCAGCCUCCCAAGCCCGAUGUGGAGCCGGUGCUGCGGGAUGGGGACGGGCGCAUGGUGACGUGGACUGGAGCGGGGUUUGCCCGUGUGCGGGACGGGGCCGGGCUGACAUUCCACGUGGACAACGUGCCCUACCCCAUGGAGUACGAGCUGCUGCUGCGUUACGAGCCCGAGUCAGCCGAGGACUGGGAGGCUGUGGUGAGCGUCAGCUCCCGGGCGCUGCCCACCAGCCCCCGCUGUGGGAACCUGCUGCCCUCCGAGCAGAUGUACCGCGAGGGCCUGCCCCACAGCCAGAGGUAUGUGCUGCUGUCCCGGCCUUUCUGCUUCGAGCCCAGUACCCCAUACGAGGUAACUGUGCGGCUGCAGAGGGCCAGCGUCACCCAACGCCACCCCAGUGCCUUCAUCCUCAUCGACUCACUGGUGCUGCUGCCACGUGUGCCAGAGCUGCCGGGCUUCCACGGGGCAGCAGCGGAGGCGGUGCAGCGGCUGGAGGAGCUGGAGCGCUACCGAUGCCUGGAGGCUUUCCAUAUGGCCCCACCGCACGCCCUGGCCGAAGCCUGCGCCCGCCUGAUCUGCAGCGUCUCAGCCAUGCUGCACGACGGAGCUCUGCCCUGCCAGUGCGACCCGCAGGGCUCCCGCAGCAGCGUGUGCCAGGUGCUGUCCGGGCAGUGUGAGUGCAAGCCCCACGUCCUCGGCCGCCGCUGUGACCGCUGCGCACCCGGCAGCUAUGGCUUCGGACCCCUGGGGUGCAGCCCCUGCGCCUGCUCCCCGGAGGGCUCCGUGUCCCGGCUGUGUGAUGCGGGCAGUGGGCAGUGCCGGUGCCAGCCGGGCACUGUGGGCCGGCAGUGUGACCGCUGCCAGCCGGGCCACUGGGGCUUCCCCACCUGCCGGCCCUGCCAGUGCAAUGGGCACGCCGAGGAGUGCGACCCGCGGACGGGCAGCUGCCUGCGCUGCCGCGACCACACCACCGGCCGGCACUGCGAGAGGUGCCAGGACGGUUACUACGGAGACCCGGUGCUGGGCUCAGGGCAGCAGUGCCGCCCCUGUCCCUGCCCCGGCUACCCCGGCACACGGCACUACCACGGGAGCGCCUGCCAUGCCGACGAGGAGACCAACCACAUCGUAUGCCUCUGCGCGCCCGGAUAUGCCGGGCCCCGCUGCGACCGCUGCUCUCCGGGCUACUUCGGGACGCCGGAGAUGGAGGGGGGAGUGUGCCGGCCGUGCCAGUGCAACAACAACAUUGACACCAGCGACCCGGGGGCCUGUGACCCGCACACAGGGCACUGCCGCCGCUGCCUGUACCACACUGCCGGGCCCCGCUGCGCCCAGUGCCAGCCUGGCUAUUUCGGCAAUGCCCUGCAGCGCAGCUGCCGCCGCUGUAGCUGUGACCCGCGGGGAACGCUGUCUGCCCACUGCACUGCUGGCACCUGCAGCUGUGACCGCGCCACGGGAGCCUGCGCCUGCAGAGCCAAUGUGGUGGGCAGGAGCUGCGACCGCUGCGCACCCAACUUCUGGAACCUGGGGGGGACGGGGGGCUGUCAGCCUUGUGGAUGCCAUCCCACGCACGCCACGCACCCUGCCUGCGAUGAGGUCACGGGGCAGUGCCGCUGCCACCUCGGCUUUGGUGGCCGUGUCUGUUCCCAGUGCCAGGAGCAUCACUGGGGAGACCCCGAGCUGCAGUGCCAAGCCUGCGAGUGUGAGCCGCUGGGCGCUGAGAGCCCGCAGUGUGACCGAGCCAGCGGGCAGUGCCAGUGCCGACCAGGCUUUGGGGGGCUGCGCUGUGACCGCUGCCAGCGGGGCUACCAGGCCGCCUUCCCUCACUGCUCUCCAUGCCACCCCUGCUUUGGGCGCUGGGAUGCAGCGCUGGGCAGCCUGCAGGAUGGGCUGCAGCACCUUGGGGCACGGGUACGGGCACUGCGCGAGGGAGGGUCUGCAGCCCCGCUCAGCCCCCGCCUGCGAGCACUGGAGGAGGCCCUGAAGCAUGCAGAACGGCUGCUGGGUGAGGGGAGCAGCCCCGGUAGCCCCCUCCUGCAGGAGCUGGCCGGGCAGCUGGAUGGCACCAGGACAGAGCUGGACAACUUCUGGAAGAGGCUUCAAGAGCUGGAGCAACACGUGGAUCAGCUGGAGCAGGCUGAUGUGCUGCACCGUGGCCGGCUGGCUAGGCUGAGCCAUGAGUUGGGUGGGCUGAACCAAACCACCUCCCAUCUGCAAGCUGUCCUUGGCACCGUGACAGCAGCAGGAUUCAGGGAGUCAUACCGGAGCAUCGUGGCAGCAGCACAGGACUCACGGCAGGCGGAGGUGGUGGCCAAUGGCACGGCAGGUGAGCUGAGCGCCACGCGGGCCACACAGCGCGCAGCUGAGCAGGCAAUGCAGCAGCGGGGCGAUGCGUUCCGCCGGAGCACGGCCGCACAGCGGAAAUCCCUGCGGGAGGCACAGAAACGGGUGUCAGGGCUCAGCGUGGCCGGGAUCAAUGAGAAGAUUUGUGGGGCUCCUGGAGACCGGAGCUGUGCAGAAUCACUGUGUGGAGGAGCUCUGUGCCGGGACAGCGCAGGGAUGCGGCACUGCGGGGGCGCGGGGUGCACGGGGGCCCUGCCCGUGUCAGCUCAAGCCCUGAGCAGCGCCCGCAAUGCCUCACAGCAGUUGGAGGUGGCCCUGGGACAGCUGAAUGCCGUGACGCAGAAGAUGCAGGAGGUGCAGGACCUGGCACGGGGCGCCCGCAGCCGUGCGGAGGAGGCGUUGGAACGCUCACAGGCCGCCCGCAGCCGCACAGAGAAGGCGACAGCGCAGUUGCGGGACUUCAUCCGCCGCAUCAAAGCCUUCCUGUCAGAGGAGGGAGCAGAUCCAGGUAGCAUUGAGCUGGUGGCACGGCAGGUGCUGAACAUCUCCCUGCCCAGCAGCCCCGCACGCAUCCAGGAGCUGCUGCGGGAGAUGCAGGAGAGCAUCAGCCAGCUGGAUGGGGUGGACGCGGUGCUCAACGGCACGGCGCAGGGGCUGGAGGCUGCACAGGGGCUGCUGGCACAGGGGCAGGAUGCCAGGGAGCGAGCACAGGGCGUGAGGGAUGAGCUGGCGGGGACGCAGCUUGCGCUGCAGGUGGCACGGACACAGGUGAUGGCGGCUGGGAGCACCCUGAGGAGCGCCAAGGACAGCAUCCUGGCUGCUGAGGGCAAAGCGAGGGAGGCGGAGCGCAAGCUGAAGGCGCUGCAGGGCAAGGAGUCCCGGCUGCAGCGGCGGCUGCGGGAGCUGGCACAGCGUGUCACCGCCCUGCAGCAGCGCAGACAGGACGCCCAGCGCCUGGCACAGGAUGCCAAGGAUGGGGCGCAGCGUGCCACCGCCACCUCGAGGACGCUCAGCCAGGACCUGGCGCAGGUGACGCAGCGCUACGUGGUGCUCAAGGGCCGGGUGAGCGGGAUGGCAGGGGCGGCCGGCGGGGCCCUGCAGCGCGUCACACGGCUGACGGCCGAGGCCAGGGACCUGCUGGAUAAAGCCAACAGCAGCAAGAAGCGGCUGGAAGAGCUGGAGCAGCAUUUCGGGGCCAACGAGCAGGCGAUGGCGGCCAAGGCGACGCGGCUGCAGGCGCUGGAGCGGCAGGUGUCGGGGCUGCUGCAGGAGAUCCGCGAGCGGGCCAACGCGUACGCCACCUGCUAAGGCGUUCGACCCGCUCGGGACGAGGCCCCGCGCGGCGUGGAACAAACCCGCGGGGCGUCUGUAGCGCGGCCGCGCCUGCAAAUAAAGCGCUGAGCAGCGGC
Messenger RNA from Gallus gallus (chicken), 13376 nucleotides. Its product is annotated as laminin subunit beta-2-like. Bases 7768 to 13275 code for a protein of 1835 amino acids. NCBI's taxonomy places the organism in Eukaryota, Metazoa, Chordata, Aves, Galliformes, Phasianidae. Gene Ontology annotation, molecular function: extracellular matrix structural constituent. The transcript has 38 exons. Gene Ontology annotation, biological process: cell migration; substrate adhesion-dependent cell spreading; basement membrane assembly. The record is from RefSeq and is a predicted model, not a curated record. Gene Ontology annotation, cellular component: laminin trimer.